AUGAGUAUGAUAAGCGACGAAAGUGAAAUGGAUUUAGAAAAGUGUGUACAGAUGUAUGAAGAGGAGGAAAUAGAAUUACCAGAGGACAGUUCUGGCGGAAAGUUGACAUACUUCCUUGCCCCAUAUUUCUUCGAGAAAACAUGGAUAUCCGACAUUAUCCUUCCUCUUUCCGCUGCAUAUUCGUCAUCGUUUGUACUGUUGGCGUACUCUAGUCUGCGCGGCUUUUAUGAUGAUCAACUUGAAACAAAACUCUCAGAUAUAUUUUCCCCUUUAUGGAUGAUCAUUCAUUACUUCCUAUGCUUUACUGUGUUUUUUAUGAACUUCAUCUACCAUAGGAAAAAAAUUGAUAUUGAGACAAAAGUGCUCCAAAAGUUAUUGAAAGAAGUCGGUGAAAUGGACCUGACUGGGGAUCCAGUAGCUUGGCGGAGAAUUGCAUCUAGAGUUAAUCACUUUUCUGAAGAGAAAGGAUAUCAUUACUCCGUUUUUUACGGUGGGGGGCAUUGUAUGCGCUUUUUUGUGAGAGAAUUAGUAAAACCAAUAGAGCGUCAGACCUACGACAUCCGAUGUUACUGCGAGGGGAAGAUGUACAGGAAUUUUUGGAAAAAUCCAUCAAAUAAGGUGCUAGUUGAGAGAGCAGUUGCAAAUUAUGACGAAAGCGUUGAAAACUUUGGUGAAUUAUCAUAUACGGCAGAGGAAGAUGGAUGUAGAGAUGAUAUUUUCGAGAAAUCUCGUAGUAUUUUCAACACCUCAAUGCUUUACUUGGGGACAAUAGAGGUCGCAUCCUUUAUGAUCAUGGCCCUGGCCCUCCUUGUCUUGCUGAUUUCUCGUGCCAUUUUUAAUUCAUUCCCUACCCCUCAAUAG
Molecule: messenger RNA, 861 nt
Organism: Zygosaccharomyces rouxii
Lineage: Eukaryota; Fungi; Ascomycota; Saccharomycetes; Saccharomycetales; Saccharomycetaceae
Exons: 1
Coding region: 1-861 (286 amino acids)
Source: RefSeq, a predicted model, not a curated record